AGGAGGCAGCAUUUAUGCUGGUCCCCUUCUCCCAACUCUUCCCCAGGAGAGAUGCGGCGCCUUGCCUCCUGCUGUCUGCAAGGCUCCUGGACUGGGACCCCUAAAGAAACAGUACCAAGGUUUUCUCCCAAGCUCAACUUACUCAUGAGGCUACAUAGUGGAGCAGACUUGGAUUCUAGAAAGUUUCUCUCAAAAACUAGAUCAUCUGUAUACUCAGCACUCUUUGACACUGCAGAAACUACAGAGGAUCAGACUGAACAUGGAAAAAGUGCAAGAGAUUGUGAAUUUACAGAUCGAUUUUCCUCAGCAAAAAGCCUUAGUUACAGCAGAAAAGGUAGUUAACGAGAUGAAGGAACAUGAACAUUUGCUGCAAAAAGAACUGUGGAAAGCACAGGCCAUGCUGGAAAUGGCAAAGCAGUCCUCAUACAAACAAGAGAGAGAGGUGGCUGAACUUCUACAAAGCGAGAGUGGACACAAUGAAACAAUGCAACCUCAAAUCACAGUUACAAUGUUAUUGAAAACUCUUGUGAGCAAGGUCCACAUUAUAUAUUGUAAUGUACCUGAGGCACAACAAUGCAUCAAUCAGCUUAUUGAGAAGAAUGAUGCUGAGAGGGCUGAUCGGAAAGAAGAAUUUAAUAAUGUGCAGGCUGACAUCCUGUCCUAUAAAGUUAUUUAUGGAAAUAAACCUACGGAUUACAAAAGGGAACAGUUUUCAGUGAAGCUUUCCAGAAAUCUUGUGAAUGCAAAGUCUGAAUUAGAAUAUGCUGAAACAGAGAAGAUUGCAUUGGAUUGUAUCCAGAAGGGGGAAAUCCCAGACUGGAUUAGCAAACAUUGUCCAUAUUUAAUCCUGACAGAUUCUGACCAAAAAACAUACGCUGGUGAGAAAAGCCACCUUCCAGAUGAAGCCAGGCAAACACUCAACAGAAAAUCACAGGAUGCUGAUGAGACAAAGGAGCAGCAAGAGAUGCACCAGCCCGGGGCGGAGGCCUCCUUCACAGAUGAGAAGAUGUUGUGUGGAAAGGGUGGAGCAGAGAAACAUAUUAUGAAAGAGCCCUGGAGUGAAAACUGAUUGAGAGAGUGGGCAAAACUUUCAAAAGCACUUAAAUGACACAGAAGCCUAUGUCCCAUUGGCUUUCAAUGGGACUUGCUUCCUCAGUCACUUGGGUGCUUUUGGAAUUGUGACCCCAAUUUUAGAAGCAUUCCAGCAUAAUUUUUAAAAAUCCAUCCUGAACCCACAAUGGGAUUUCAUGAUCGGACCCCUUGUGCCCACCCAGAACCCCAUUAACUUAAUGGGGUCUGAGUGACCAAAGGGAUGCAUCCACACUGAUUACUUUAGGUCCUGAAGCUGCAAUGUAUGUAACAUUCCCAUUUUCAUUAACAGGAAUAGAGCUGGUCAGAAAAUGAUUUUUUUUAAAAAACAUUCCCAAGCAUAUUUGCAAAAAUAAAUGUCCACUCUUCAGCAGCACAAUAGAAACUUUCCCACCUGCACUAAAGCUGGUUGAAACGGUAGAGACAAUGUUUGCAAUUUUUUAUUUGUUUGUUUUUAAAGAAACUGUGUACAUUGAAAUAUUUCCAGUCAACUCUAAACAGGAAAAUUUAGUUUUACAAAUGAUUCAUCACUUAUUUAUUCUUUUUGUUAGUGAAAGAAAACCACAGUUCUGGCUGCUUCCCAAAAAUUUUUUAACAUACAGAUAAAAAUAUUUUAAAUUUUUGUAUUUAAAAAAGUUUGUCUAAAUAUUGAUAGUUCCAUUUGAGUUUAAAUUCGUGUUGGUUUUGGCUCCUUUCUGUGUAAAUGUGACUUAGUGCUGCAUGACUGGGGAGUGAAGCCAGGCAUGAUAAAUAGCCAUCCAGUACUAAUAUACAUGCAUGUAUUUCUCCAUUGUUUUAAAUGUCCUCUUUUCCCCCUAGCCUGUAAUCUUCCAAAGUAAUAAGAGGGAGAGAACCUUGAUUCAGUUUUGUAACUUUAUUAUUUAAGUCUGUAGCAUAAAGUCUGUUGAUAAAGAUCAUGUUACUGUAGUGUUUAUAUAAUAUAUGUAUGUGUUGGGGUGAAAGGAGCCCCUGCAAUUUCUGACAGGGAAGGAGUUAAACCGCAUUUCACCAGUCAUCCAGCUCCUCCUAAAUUCUAACUAGAAUAACUGGA
Molecule: messenger RNA, 2140 nt
Organism: Chelonia mydas (Green sea turtle)
Lineage: Eukaryota; Metazoa; Chordata; Testudines; Cheloniidae
Exons: 8
Coding region: 260-1069 (269 amino acids)
Source: RefSeq, a predicted model, not a curated record